UAGAACCGGUAGAAACUGCCUUGUUAUGUGAAUCUGUGCGGCGGAAGGGGUUUGGGCGCACGUUUUUGUACGAUAUUCUAUUUUCAUUCUACGUAUUUAGUUGUUGGACUGACAUCAUGUGGGGCGGAUCGGAGAACCAGUCCCAGAAGACGCUGGGGAUGACCUCGGCCAUCAGCCUGGCACCGGCCAAGCCAGCUGACCUGGAGAAGUCCCGAGAGCUAGAGAGCUUUCUGCGGGACCAGGACCAGUUCGAGGCUGACGUCGAGCUACACCAGAGGCUCGAGGUUCUUAGUAAGCUCAACACACUAGUAAAAAUGUGGAUUAGAGAUGUGAGUAUAGCCAAGAACAUGCCAGAAAGCGUCGCAUACACCGUCGGAGGCAAGAUCUACACAUUCGGCUCCUACAGACUGGGCGUCCAUAACCGCGGCGCCGAUAUCGACACGCUGUGCGUGGCGCCGCGGCACGUGGAGCGGUCCGACUACUUCUCCAGCUUCCUGGAGCUGCUGCGGAACACGCCGGGCGUCACCGACCUCAGGGCAGUGGAGGACGCCUUUGUACCCGUCAUCAAGAUGGAGUUUGACGGCAUCGAGAUCGAUAUGCUGUUCGCUCGCCUGGCGCUGAAAGAGAUCCCCGAUGACAUGGACCUUCGCGACGACCACCUGCUGAAGAACCUGGACCAGAAGUGUGUGCGCAGUCUGAACGGUUGUCGCGUGACGGACGAGAUUCUGAGGCUGGUACCCAACGUGGAGACGUUCCGACUGGCUCUGCGCGCCGUCAAACUCUGGGCAAAACGGCGCGGCAUCUACAGUAACGUGCUGGGCUACCUGGGCGGCGUGUCGUGGGCCAUGCUGGUGGCGCGGACGUGCCAGCUGUACCCGAACGCGGCGCCCUCCACCAUCGUCAACAAGUUCUUCCUCGUGUUCAGCCAGUGGGAGUGGCCGCAGCCGGUACUGCUGCGGCAGCCAGACAACGUCAACCUCGGCUUCCCCGUGUGGGACCCGCGGGUGAACGUGUCUGACCGGUUCCACCUGAUGCCCAUCAUCACACCAGCGUACCCGCAGCAAAACUCCACCUUCAACGUCUCGAACAGCACACGCACUGUCAUGACGGAGGAGUUCAAGACGGGCCUGGCGGUCACCAACCAGAUCCUGGACAGCUCGUCGCCCUGGGAGCUGCUCUUUCAGCCGCACUCGUUCUUCGCCAAGUACAGGCACUAUCUGAUGAUCGUCGUGUCUGCGGACACGGAGGAUGACCUGCUCGAGUUCCGCGGCCUGGUCGAGUCCAAGAUCCGCCACCUGGUCACGUCGCUGGACCGCAACCAGAACAUCAGCCUGGUGCACGUGAACCCGGAGACGCUGCCGCCGCCGCCCGACUCGGCACCAGGAGCACACAGCUGCGUCUGGGCUCUGGGCCUGGUGUUCAACAAGUCCGAGCACCUCAACGUCGAUCUGACGCUCGAGAUUCAGAACUUCACUGAGCACGUGCACAAGCAGGCUUACUCGACGGCCAAACAGCAGAUGAAGGAGGGCAACAAGCUGGACGUCAAGUACGUGAAGCGGAGACAGCUGGUGCAGUACCUGCCGGCGGCCACGCUGCAGCUCAUGCGGAAGGCCGCCGCAGGCCAUCCGCUGCAGCGCCGUCCGCCUGCAGUCGCGCUCCGACACGGCUCUGGUGCGGCCUGGGGAGACGGCCGAACACAGACUGCGACGCCAGAGUCUCUCGGCGGCGGCGCUCCCGUCUGCGGGCUCGAACGGCGCCUCGCCCACGCCGGCGGGCCAGCGCACCAAGCGACCCUCCGAGUCGGGCACGGCUGGCGGCACGCCGGACUCACUGGCGAAAAAGUCGCGCACCACGGACUCUGCAGCGGAUGUGGCCGGGCUCGCGAACGAGGAUUCCAACUCGAGUCUGACGACGGUGCAGACGGCGCCUGCCCCGGCCGCGCCCGGCUCGGCCACUGUCGACUCGCAGCUCAUUAAACAGGUGUCGUCCCGGCCGCCGGUGCCGCUGCAGGUCUCUGCUGACGGCGAGCGGUGACGCAGCCGGAGCGCCGCAGCCCGCUCCGCCGGCCCGCCCGAUGGUGCUGGAGGCAGGAGCGCGAGCGUUGGAGACCAGCCGAGCCGCGCGGCCCGCCUCCCGUGCCGACCAGUGACGUAUGUGUACCAGUGAGGUGUGGUGUGAGUGUGUGUGAGCGAGAGUCUGAUUCCUGUCCUUUGUCUGAUUUUUAACGCAUCAUCCAACAUUCCUUAUCGAGAAGUUAUUAGAAAAACAAAAAACCCAUAAAAACAAGAAAAGAAAAAACGAUGGUUCGUUCACAUAUUACGUACCUGACUUCCUGUCUGUUCUGUACAAAUGCGAGUCUUUGUGUGAGAAUGCAGUGUGUUUACAUGUGGGGGUGCUUGGCAGUGCUCUGUUUCUAUCGUACGCAAGUCGAUAUUUAUGUGGAAAGGGUGUACAUUUGUAAAUAGCCAUUCGCAGACCAAUCGUUUCGUUUUCGCCUCAUACUUGGGAUCACCUAUCGGCCGCAGACCGUAUCAAACAAUAGACGCCAAUAAAGUUAUCUGGAAGA
Messenger RNA from Amphibalanus amphitrite, 2566 nucleotides. RefSeq names its product poly(A) polymerase type 3-like. The transcript has 15 exons. Lineage: Eukaryota; Metazoa; Arthropoda; Thecostraca; Balanomorpha; Balanidae. The coding region runs from base 117 to 1976 and encodes 619 amino acids. Gene Ontology annotation, molecular function: RNA binding; poly(A) RNA polymerase activity. Gene Ontology annotation, cellular component: nucleus. The record is from RefSeq and is a predicted model, not a curated record.